CUGUCUAUCCCGCGCAGGCGCUGUGUGACCUAGUUCCAGGGGCGUGGCUUGGUAUGGAAAUCUUCUUCUAGCUGUUGUGGUAACCCUGGAGUCGGGUGAGCGGCGGUAACGGAUCCCUAAAGCCCAGAAAACCGGCACCAUGAGGGCUGUGCCCACCUGGGUGGAUAAGGUCCAUGACAGGGACAAGGUGGAGCAGUGCAUUUAUGACCUUGCUUUUAAACCCGAUGGAACUCAGCUUAUUGUGGCUGCAGGGAACAAAGUGCUGGUUUAUGACACAUCAGAUGGGACAUUGCUGCAGCCUUUGAAAGGACACAAGGACAUGGUCUACUGUGUGGCAUAUGCUAAAGAUGGAAAAAGAUUUGCCUCUGGAUCUGCUGAUAAAAGUGUCAUCAUAUGGACAUCCAAACUAGAAGGAAUUUUGAAGUAUACGCACAAUGAUUCCAUCCAGUGUGUAUCUUACAACCCAGUCACCCAUCAGCUGGCAUCCUGCUCCUCCAGUGAUUUUGGUCUUUGGUCUCCAGAGCAGAAGUCUGUUUCCAAACAUAAAGUGAGCAGUAAGAUUACCUGCUGCAGUUGGACAAAUGACGGACAGUAUCUUGCCCUUGGAAUGUUUAACGGAGUUGUAAGCAUUAGGAACAAGAAUGGUGAAGAAAAAGUGAAAAUUGAGCGACCUGGAGGAUCUCUGUCACCAAUCUGGUCUAUCUGCUGGAACCCUUCAAAGGACGAACACAAUGACAUCUUGGCCGUGGCAGAUUGGGGACAGAAGUUGUCCUUUUAUCAGCUAAGUGGCAAGCAGGUUGGGAAGGACAGAUCUCUGGGCUGUGAUCCCUGCUGUGUAAGCUACUUCUCUAAAGGUGAAUAUAUUGUCCUGAGCGGCUCAGACAGGCAGGUGUCCCUGUUCACAAAGGAUGGAGUGCGACUGGGCACAAUCGGGGAGCAGAACUCCUGGGUGUGGACAUGCAAAGUUAAACCUGAUUCAAACUAUGUGGUCAUUGGGUGUCAGGAUGGAACUCUCGCUUUUUACCAGCUUAUUUUCAGCACAGUUCAUGGACUCUACAAGGACAGAUAUGCCUUCAGGGACUGUAUGACUGAUGUUAUAGUCCAACAUCUUAUCACUGAGCAAAAAGUGAGGAUUAAGUGUCGUGAGCUGGUGAAGAAGAUUGCCAUCUAUAAGAACAGGCUGGCCAUUCAGAUGCCUGAGAAGAUUUUGAUCUACGAGCUGUAUUCUGAAGAUGCUGCUGACAUGCAUUACCGGGUUAAAGAAAAAAUUAUCAAGAAGUUUGAAUGUAAUCUGCUUGUGGUUUGUUCACAGCAUGUUAUCCUGUGCCAGGAGAAGAAAUUGCAGUGCUUGUCCUUUAAAGGUGUAAAGGAGCGAGAGUGGAUGAUGGAAUCUUUAAUCAGAUAUAUAAAGGUUAUUGGAGGCCCAUCAGGGAGAGAAGGCUUGUUAGUGGGACUGAAAAAUGGACAGAUCCUGAAGAUUUUUGUGGACAACCUCUUUGCCAUCACCUUACUGAAACAAUCAACGUCCGUCCGGUGUUUGGAUAUGAGCGCUAGCCGUAACAAGCUUGCUGUGGUGGAUGAGAACAACACAUGUCUAGUGUAUGAUAUCACAACCAAGGAGCUGCUCUUCCAGGAGCCCAAUGCUAACAGUGUAGCCUGGAACACCCAGUGUGAGGACAUGUUGUGUUUUUCGGGAGGAGGAUACCUAAACAUCAAAGCUAGUAACUUCCCUGUACACCAGCAGAAGCUUCAGGGGUUUGUGGUGGGGUAUAAUGGCUCCAAAAUCUUCUGCCUACAUGUCUACUCUAUGUCUUCUGUUGAUGUCCCACAGUCUACUCCAAUGUAUCAAUACUUGGAAAGGAAGAUGUUCCGUGAGGCUUAUCAGAUUGCCUGCCUGGGAGUCACCGAUCUAGACUGGAGGGAGUUGGCAAUUGAAGCUUUGGAAGGCCUGGAUUUUGAGACUGCUAAGAAGGCUUUUAUACGUAUAAGGGAUCUUCGGUACCUGGAGCUUAUCAACAAUAUUGAGGACCGUAAAAAGCGAGGCGAUUCGAAUGAUGACUUAUUUUUGGCAGAUGUGUAUGCCUACCAAGGCAAAUUCCAUGAGGCCGCCAAACUAUACAAGAAAGGUGGUCAGGACAGCCGAGCUCUCAAUAUGUACACGGACCUGCGCAUGUUUGACUACGCCAAGGAUUUCUUGGGAUCUGGAGACCCAAAAGAGACAAAAACUUUAAUUACAAAGCAGGCAGACUGGGCCCGGAAUAUCCGGGAACCAAAAGCAGCAGCAGAGAUGUAUCUGUCAGCUGGAGAGCACAUGAAAGCCAUAGAGCUGAGCGGGGACCAUGGCUGGAUUGAGUUGUUGAUUGAUAUAGCGAGGAAGCUGGACAAAGCUGAGAGGGAGCCGCUAUCGAGGUGUGCUUACUAUUUCAAAAAGCUGCAACAUCAUGGCUAUGCGGCUGAAACAUAUAUGAAGAUCGGGGAUCUGAAGGCAUUGGUCCAGUUGCAUGUGGAGACUCAACACUGGGAAGAGGCGUUUGCUUUAGUAGAAAAAUAUCCAGAAUAUAAAGAUGAGGUCUACGUUCCAUACGCACAAUGGCUGGCAGAAAAUGACCGGUUUGAGGAAGCCCAGAAGGCCUUCCACAAAGCUGGUCGCCAGGAUGAAGCUGUCCGGGUUCUGGAGCAGCUUACCCACAAUGCCGUAGUGGAAAGCAGAUUUAAUGAUGCUUCUUAUUAUUUCUGGAUGCUAUCUAUGCAAUGCCUGGAUAUAGCACAAGAUAAUGAGGAGAAGCAGGAUGCCAUGCUGCACAAGUUUCACCAUUUCCAGCAUCUGGCCGAACUUUACCAUGCCUACCACUCUAUUCAGAGAUACACAGAUGAACCAUUCAGUUCUCACUUACCAGAAACCUUGUUCAAUAUCUCCAGAUUCCUGCUGCACAGUCUGACCAAAGAAAGUACUCUAGGGAUAUCCAAAGUAAAUACUUUAUACACAUUGGCCAAACAGAGCAAUGCCCUGGGUGCUUAUAAACUUGCCCGGCACGUGUAUGAGAGACUCCAGGGUCUUCGAAUUCCCAGCAAGUUUCAGGAAUCCAUUGAGCUGGGAAUUCUCACUAUCCGCUCUAAGCCAUUCCAUGACAGUGAGGAGCUGGUCCCCAUGUGUUACAGAUGUUCAACCAAUAAUCCUUUUCUUAACAACCUGGGGAACGUGUGCAUCAACUGCCGACAACAAUUUGUCUUCUCUGCAUCCUCUUAUGAAGUGCUGCCUCUGGUGGAAUUUUACCUGGAAGAAGGGAUCUCUGACGAAGAGGCCACGUCCCUCAUUGACCUGGAAGCUCCAAGAAAUAAUGCCAAUAAAGACAGAUGGAAGGAGAUGUCUGUGGCUAACACACAGACCCUACAGCUGGAUGAGGAUGAAGUGAUCAUGGACGAUGACCCUUUCACAGCAAAGUUAAGCUUUGAGCAAGGUGGCUCUGAGUUUGUCCCUGUGAUCGUGAAUCGCUCAGUCCUGAGGUCUAUGACCCGGCGAGACGUCAUGGUAAAGCGUUGGCCGAAGCCCUUGAAGUGGCAGUAUUACCGCUCCCUGCUCCCCGAUGUCUCCAUCACCAUGUGUCAGUCCUGUUUCCAGAUGUUUCACGCAGAAGACUAUGAACUUCUUGUCCUACAGCACAACUGUUGCCCUUACUGCCGGAAACCCAUUGAGGAAGCCAACCUGUAAUGAGGCCAAGAUAGCCCCUCCCCCCUGUGUCCGCCAAUCACCAGCAUUGUCCAUUAAUAUUUUAUAUAAAUUAUUAAAUCCUUUCUACAAAUGUACCCGUCUUUUGUA
Messenger RNA from Hyla sarda, 3817 nucleotides. RefSeq names its product intraflagellar transport 122 (gene IFT122). The record is from RefSeq and is a predicted model, not a curated record. Gene Ontology annotation, biological process: intraciliary retrograde transport; non-motile cilium assembly; protein localization to cilium. Gene Ontology annotation, cellular component: intraciliary transport particle A; non-motile cilium. Gene Ontology annotation, molecular function: protein binding. Bases 140 to 3709 code for a protein of 1189 amino acids. NCBI's taxonomy places the organism in Eukaryota, Metazoa, Chordata, Amphibia, Anura, Hylidae. The transcript has 29 exons.